ACGAAGCGUUUUGAGUUGAGAAUAACAUGAAAUUCUGCCACCAUCUUCUUCUUGUAUUCAUGCUGUUUAGGGUUUCAGAAUUUCAGUUUUCUGUUCAUCUCUUCACUCAUGCAUAUACACUAAUUUCUCCGAGCUUUCUUUUCCGUGACUCGGGAAAUUGAAAGUCUCCGACAGCAUUGUGCCACCCGGUUAUACUGUGGUUUGCAAUUUGCAUUGAGAAUUUGAGAGGUGAGUAGCAUACACAUUGAUUGAUGUUGCAAACUUGCAGUGGCAAUGGCUUAUGUUGAUGAGGAUGCUUCUUCUGGCUCUGGAGACGAUGUGAACUUGUUGGAUGGACACAAGCGUCAGGCCGGUGUCCCGUCGGGUUCUUGCGGUGGCCGGAAGAGAGGCCGGAAAGCGACCGGGGCUGCUAUUGUGGAUGCUAUGCUGGAGAUAGCGGCUGCUUCGAAGAUGAGGGCAAGUGCAAUUGCGAAGAAUGAGGAAAGUUUCUCUAUAAGCAAGUGCAUCAAAGUAUUGGACGAGAUGCAAGAUACACCAAUCAACAUGGAUGACAUUGACCUAGAAUUGGAUGAGAUGGAACUAGUUGCUGCAGCUGCCGGAUACUAUUACUAUAGCUGUCUGACCAAACAGCCUUCCCGUGGUUUAUCACCUAGGAGAUGUGAAUUUAUGAUGGAAAUGCUCAACGGGCAUGAUGAAUUUUCUCGGGAAAUGUUGCGGAUGGACAAGCAUGUAUUUCACAAGUUGUGUGGCAUUCUCCGUCAAAGAGCUAUGUUACGUGACACUGCUGGCGUAAUGAUAGAGGAGCAGUUAGCAAUAUUUUUAAACAUCAUCGGUCACAACGAACGUAACAGGGUGAUUCAAGAGCGGUUUCAACACUCUGGUGAAACCAUUAGCCGUCACUUUAAUAAUGUAUUGAAGGCUAUUAAAUCAUUGUCACGUGAAGUUUUGCAACCUCCUCAGCUCACAACACCUCCCGAAAUUCUCAACAAUGCAAGAUUUUAUCCAUAUUUCAAGGAUUGUAUAGGAGUAAUUGAUGGUAUGAACAUUCCUGCACAUGUGCCAGCUAAAGAUCAAUCUCGAUUCCGCAAUAAGAAAGGUAUCCUAUCUCAAAAUGUGCUGGCAGCUUGCACAUUUGACCUGCAGUUUAUAUUCAUUUAUCCUGGUUGGGAAGGCUCUGUCACCGACUCGAGAGUGUUAAGGGCAGUUCUUGAUGACCCAGAUCAGAAUUUCCCUCAAAUACCUCAAGGAAAGUAUUACCUUGUUGACAAGGGAUACUUAAAUACAGGAGGGUUUAUCGCUCCUUUCCAAGGGGUCCGGUACCAGCAUUAUGAGUUUCGAGGUGCAAAUCAGUUACCAAGAAACGCAAAGGAGCUUUUCAAUCACAGGCAUUGUUUCCUGAGGAAUGCUAUCCUGAGGUCAUUCAAUGUGUUGAAAACUAGAUUCCCAAUCCUUAAACUUGCUCCUCAGUAUUCCUUUCAGAUUCAGCGGGAUAUAGUCAUAGCUGGAUGUGUUUUGCAUAACUUCAUUCGCAAUGAAGAAAGAAAUGACUGGAUAUUCAGUAGCAUUGGGGGGUCGCCGGUGGAGGAAAUGUCAGAUCUCGAUGAACUUCCUGACGUGCCGAUGCUUUCUUCAAUACAAGAACAACUUGCUUUCUCAAUGCGCGAUUCAAUUGCUGCAGCUAUGUGGGAUGACUUCUUGAAUAAAUGGGACGAAUGGUGAAAUGUUGGCUGGAGGUCAUAUGUGGGUUUGUUGCAAAGAGCCAUGUGACUUGAUCUUAACAUGGAGCUGAUGACCACCUUAACAUGUGAUCUAAUGUUUAGGUCAAAGCUCAAUAUUUGUGAGUAACAUGAAAUUUUGUAUAGGUUGUGUAUAUCUUUGUCAAAUAAUAGUUUUAUUAAAAUUGAAUUGUGAAGGUUGCUUGGUUUAGAUGCAAAUAUUUCUGUGAGGCAUAUGUACCUAGUUUGCUAUAACAGAUGCAGCAACUGUAUAAAUCCCAAUCUGAAAUUAGCACAAACCAAAAUAACUUUCACUACACAUUUCAGUAUAUUUGGUUUGGUGAUGCA
Cajanus cajan (pigeon pea) is the source of this 2063-nucleotide messenger RNA. NCBI's taxonomy places the organism in Eukaryota, Viridiplantae, Streptophyta, Magnoliopsida, Fabales, Fabaceae. The record is from RefSeq and is a predicted model, not a curated record.